This is a messenger RNA of Austrofundulus limnaeus, 1092 nucleotides long. RefSeq lists its product as uncharacterized. Gene Ontology annotation, biological process: T cell activation; interleukin-15-mediated signaling pathway; positive regulation of ERK1 and ERK2 cascade. Gene Ontology annotation, cellular component: membrane raft; external side of plasma membrane. NCBI's taxonomy places the organism in Eukaryota, Metazoa, Chordata, Actinopteri, Cyprinodontiformes, Rivulidae. Gene Ontology annotation, molecular function: protein tyrosine kinase binding; MHC class II protein binding. The record is from RefSeq and is a predicted model, not a curated record.
UUUCUCCAUCAGAAUCAGAGACAACAGCUGGAGCGGUCUCACUCAGGUGUUCUCUGAGGAGCUUCAGCUCUUCUUGUCCAGUGGACAGCCUCCGUUGGUUGGAUGAGACUGGAACAGAGCUGACUGAUGGAGCUGACGGCUACGAGGUCAGAAGACAAACGAACUGUGUUUCUGUUCUUACGACGACCCGUUGGAGCGACUGGAACAGAGCUUUCAGCUGUCGCUUUGUUGAAGGAGACAGCGUCAUGAUAGACGCUCACUACACACCUGUCUCUGCAGGCACCGGCAGAGGAGCAAACGUCUUUCUGUACCACAGAGCUGGAGAUGAAGCCGUCCUGCCGUGUGGCGUUCCUUCGUCCUCCUGCUCCCGCUCCACUCUCAGAUGGUUUUACAACAGAGGUUUGGAAACCGAGGUUCAGGUGGAGGUUAAAAAUGGAGAAGUUCUUCAGGGUUCUGGUCGAGCUGGCAGGCUGAGCGUGAGCCGCUUCUGCUCUCUGAUCAUCACCAACAUCAGAGCUGAGGAUGCUGGACGCUACAUCUGCUGGCUGGAAGGAAACUUCCAGCAGGACUUUGUGUAUCUGAGUGUUUUGACCAUUUCUUCAUCAGAUAUUGGUGGGAAUGUCUCACUGCAGUGUUCUCUGAGGAGACACGCUGGAGCCGGUCCCUGUCCAGUGGACGGCCUCCGCUGGGCGGACGAGACGGGAGCUCAGCUGCUCCGUGAAAAUGCUUGGUUCAGUUCAGGAGAACAGAGUAACUGUGUUUCCAACCUGACUGUGGAGCCACAGAUCAGCCGAAACAGAACCUUCAGCUGCCAAUUUGUAGAAGACAACACAGUGAAGAUAGAAGCUCACUACACACCUGUCUUCACAGAUCCCAGAGUCCAGUCUCCUCUAAAGUCCAUCAYGUGGACUCUGCGCCUCGCAGGACUGAUCCUAAUGAUGGGAGUCACUGUUGGUCUCAUCAGAACCAGAGGAUGCAAGAAGCCGCUGAAAGAGUCUAACGUUCAUUCUGGUGCUGAUGAGCACACAGUCAACUAUAAAAAUGUUGGACAGAGUCCUGCUGCUCCCACACUCAGCUGAACUUCAUCACAUC